Messenger RNA from Cuscuta campestris, 1957 nucleotides. The record is from the annotation of a GenBank genome assembly. NCBI's taxonomy places the organism in Eukaryota, Viridiplantae, Streptophyta, Magnoliopsida, Solanales, Convolvulaceae.
AAUAGAAGAGGGGUAUUUAGGGUAUUUUGUGUGUAAAAUAUGUAAUGAGAAGAUCUAUGACGGACAAAUAAAAAGGGUUAAUGAGAAGAUCUAUAAGGUACGGAGGGAGUAGAUUAUUAAUAUAUAAUUUCUAUAAUUUUUAAUAUAUAAAUUACAAGAUAACAUGGAUUAAAGAAGUGUAUUAGAUAGUGUGUAAAAAUGAAAGUGGACAAAUACUCUGGGAUGGAGGGAGUAUGAGGCACUCAACAAAUGUAAGCAAUAAUCUGAUGAAUAUAAAAGUCAUUAAAAGAGACUAUGUACCAGAAGGGUCAAGUUCUUACCUCUAUUGUUUUUGCACUUAGAAAUCCUCUAAGAACUUCUUUUGCACCAGAAGGUCAAGUUUGCUUGCCAACCAACGAUGUACAACACGUUGACAGUCAUUGGCUUUAGUUGACUGGUCAGGAAAUACAUUUGAAAGACCAUAAGCUUUUGCAGCAAGCUUCUCAGUAGCUUCUGAUAUUGCACAUUCACAGAUUUGUUCAGGACACUUGAUUCCAAAAUAAAACUUCCUACACGAAGAAAGAAGGGUCGACGAGUCCACCGUGGCUUCAAAUUCUUGAACAUUACUGAUCGGACAAGAACCUUUGGUGAGGUUGACGGGUUACAAGAGCAUAUUUGUUGUAGUGUAUUAUUGGCACCCUUACUCUCUAGAAUCCUUUGAAAAUCUGAGAGGCAAUGCCUUGCAAGGUCCUAUUUAAAGCAAGUUUAUUUUUAUUAUGCCUUGCUGGAUACUUUGCAAGUGGAGUAGCACAAUCAAUCAAGGUCAAGGCUAUCAUACUUUCCAAGGCAGCAAAGUUUAACGGACAUGAUCCUGAAAGGGAAAUGAAGAAAGCGAGAGUUUUAUAUUUAUAGUAAUGGCGCCAAGAAUCUAAGGCUCCGUUUGAUAAUCUUAUUCAGCUUUAUCUUAGCAGAAUAAGCAAAAUAAAUAUGUUUAGGAUUAUUUGAAUGAAAUGGAUUUUAUCAAACACUUCCCCAUUAUAAAAAAAAGGCCAUUUCAGCCAAAUUACUCGGAGAAAAAUAUGCCCUAACACAUUUUGGAAAUGAAACAGACCAGACAGCUUUGGGGCAACCGUACUUCUUUGUCUAUAUGGAUGAUAUUGUGGUGACUAGAAACUCCGUGAAGUUUAUUGAUUUGUUUGUGGAGACACUAUCUCGUCGCUUCUCUCUAAAGGAUUUAGGGUCCCUCGUUCAUUCUUUUGGGUGUAGAAGUUAUUCCUAUGUUUUCUGGUAUAUUUCUAUCUCAGUCUCAAUAUAUUUCUAACAUUUUUGAUAGCAAAGAUAUAGCGGAUGCAAAGGGAACAUGCACUUGUAUGAUGGCUCAUGUGCAGCUUCACCCACAACUUUUUGUCAAGUACUUGGCCGCUGCUGGUCAUCUUUGUGUGUUGCAUUUACCUACUACUGAGCAGACUGCAAACAUUCUCACGAAGCCUCCAGUUGAGAUGAUGACUCUGGAGAACCUUUACGUAAAUGGAAUAAAGGAAUGCUUUUAUGAUCCCACCAUCAAUUUGCCAUGUGAAGGUGCAGCUAUGUGGGAAAUUUGUAUACCAGCAUGCAAAAAGAUGUUAGGAGGAUACGCAAGUGGAUGUUGUUCAUGGGACACCCCUACGAAACAUUGUCGAUGCCGAUGGAUAUCAAAUGAUGAUACAUGCUAAAAAAAUGUAUUCUUAUUUCACAAGUGCCUAAGAAAACUAAAAAGAAAGAGGAAUAAUGUAAAUGUGGUGCAUUUAUAUAUGCUUAUUUAGUCUUCGAGACAUAAUACAUACCCGUACUAUAUUUUAAACUUAAGUCCUACCGAGUAGUUUUUAACUUUUUAUUCCCUCCGUCCCAUAUAUUUUUAACAGAGCACCACUCAAAUUUCACGAGACCUUUUAUUUGUUUGCAUUUUUUAUGGCCUAUAUAAUGAAAUAAUUUUUAUCGU